AUGGCACUGCUACUGGCAUUGCUAUGUGGCUUGACAAUGGCCAACUAUAUGGACUGUGUCAAUGUAAAGGAGGACGGCGCAUGCACCGCCUAUCCAAGGAAUUACAAGAGCUUUAAUCACGAAUCCACCAACAACUUCCAGUAUAACCUUGGAAAGUUCUCCAAGCCAGUACCAACGCCACUCGGUGACAUCUGUGGUCCAUCACAAAAGAAGCAACUACCCAUCUCAUCCAUUCCCAAGCUCAAAGAGAAUGAGAAGAAGGACGAUCAGCAAGAGGUAUUGUUUGGACAUCCACUCACUACAAAGGCCUUUGCCAACUGCUCGACUUCUGUUGACUCGGCCAAGUGUACUGCGUGCUACAAGCUACCGUACAACAUUGAGCAUGGACUGUACACACUUCAGUGGUUCUGGGAAUAUGCCCCACAGGACUACUACAUGACUUGUGCCGACAUCCAGAUCAACAAGAAGGCCACACCCAAGCUCACUCGCGUCCGCCAAGGAUUCCACAACCAACCAUCUGUUGCCUUCUCACCAUCGCUUCAGGCCGACUACGACAGAGAGCAGGCAGCCAUCAAUGAGGAACAACAACAGUUGAACUACGCUCAGCAGAUGUUGUCCGCCGCCAACAUUGACCCAUUGGCCCGCGAUGCCGAGCAGCAGAGAAUCAACAACCGUCGCAAUCAACUCCAGGGCUUCCAGAACCUCGUGAAUGAUAACAGACGGAUGAUUAACAGUGGCUUGGAGCCAACAUAUAUCCCCGACCCCAACCAACCACUGGUGAUGUCCAAGGAGAAGAAGAGUCAGACCAUCAACUCGGAGCGAACAGUGUCUGCUGUGGGCGGAGGCGUUCGCACCCAGACCGACGAGAAGGUGCAUACCGACAGCCAGAAGGAGGCCAUCGAUGGCCAGUCAGCAAAGGUGGCCGACUCUGAGCGCCAUGUUAUGACACAGCAGGAUGCCAACGGCUUCCAGGGUGCGUCGCAGAAGCAGACCGUGGCCAGCGAAAAGGUUGCCAACAAUAUUGGUGCCGCCACCAAGGACACCGCCGAGCAGGAGCAAAAGUUGGUUCAGCAGCAGGGCGACAGAUAUAUGACCUCCACCCAGAGACAGUCGCUGGCUAGCGAGAAGGCCGCCACUGUGUUUGGCACCGCAUCGGCCAAGGACACUGCCACUCAGGAGCAGCUCAAGACUCAGGGUGACUCAUUCCAUCGCAACACACAGACUGACUCCAAGAAGUCGACGAAUGAGCGUGCCGCCAGUCCAUAUGGCGCAGGUGAGCGACAGACCGACACUGAGGUGCACGCCGCCACCCAGGACUCGCCCAACCACCAACACAAGGAGACCAUUGAGAGAACAGCCACACGUGCCUCAAUCAAUCAUGGCGGCGUCGUCCACAAUGCCGACGAGGUGAAGGAGGUCAAUGCCGUGUCCAACCUGCACGUGUCCACACCAGCCUUUGGCGGACCGCGCGUCAUUGGCAUGCCCAGCCAAGAGCUCAUUCUCAUGAACAACGGACAAGCCAACAAUGAUUAUAUCAACACCAUGGUGUGGGGCCCAGACGGCAGAGUAUACACUCGCGACAAGUUCGACAUGAUGAUGGAGGACAAUGUGGAGGAUGCCGGACUCUUCCUGAGAUGUCGCGCAGGCGACUGUAUCAACUCGGACAAGUACCGCAGCGUGAACAUCUACCUUAAGGGAUCGAUGGAGGAAUUGUCCGGCGCGCAGGUCUCACUGGUUCAUGAGAACACCCUCAGACCAUACCCUCUGCAUCGUGUCACAAUGACUGAUUCCGAGUGGAAUUUAUUCAAACUCAACCUAGAAUCCGACGUAUCCUACAAUGGUAUUGUGUUCAGCAACCUCAAGUCCAUCGAGGAGGGCAGGUACAAAGUUGGAAAGGUCAUCUUGUCAGGAAUAUAA
Molecule: messenger RNA, 1917 nt
Organism: Acytostelium subglobosum LB1
Lineage: Eukaryota; Evosea; Eumycetozoa; Acytosteliales; Acytosteliaceae
Exons: 3
Coding region: 1-1917 (638 amino acids)
Source: RefSeq, a predicted model, not a curated record